Molecule: messenger RNA, 958 nt
Organism: Talaromyces stipitatus ATCC 10500
Lineage: Eukaryota; Fungi; Ascomycota; Eurotiomycetes; Eurotiales; Trichocomaceae
Exons: 2
Coding region: 68-346 (92 amino acids)
Source: RefSeq, a predicted model, not a curated record
CAACUUUAUCGAUAUAUAAGUGCUGUUCUGUUUGAACUGGUACACAAUAUUGCACUUUUUGUCAACGAUGUCAUCAGGUCGCGCCGUGUCGCACGGCCGGGGAGGUGCUGGAAACAUCCACGCCGACGGUAAAGCAACCACAGCAGCUGACCUCGUCACCCCCACCCUCAAACAAGACUUCUUCACAACCGGUCGAGGAGGAACAGGCAACAUGGCGCACAACGACAAGGACCGUCCGGAGCUAGCGCGCGAUUAUCAGGAUGUUGAAAAACCGCCCAAACGGUCGGAGGAGAAUGUUCAGUUUACUGGUCGAGGUAAACCCGCCCCUCUCACUUGGUCAAGAUGAAAGAGAAUAUUUGCGCGUGGAAUAUCUUGGAUAUCCGAAGCUGACAGAGCAAAGGUGGCGUCGCGAAUGCUGUUAUUCCAGCUGUCGAAGAGCAGAAAGCGAAACAUACCGCCGCUGACCCUCAGCCUGAGCGAGUGCCGACCCAAGAUCGACCAAAGGAAGUCCCAGGUGGAAAGACCAAUUAGUACCAUUAUGUCCCCUCGAAGCCGGGAAAUCGGCUCUUUCUGCGUUGUACAUCUUCUUUGGAACUGAACUGGUACACAUCGAUAUCUCGGUAUCCGACGAGAUCCUCGCCUUUCAUCCCCCAAUCCUAAUAGAUAUAGCCGCAAUAUGGUUAAAGCGGACGCAAGUCUCGGACGUCUUGGGACGACGCUUUCUUGUUUUCUUUCUCAUUUGGUGUUUGUUGUUUCACUUGGAAUACCCUCCGCUGUCAGCGGCGUAUCGGCGUCUGAUUUUCUGCUUAAAAGGCUCCCAGUUUUUCAUAAUCAGUUCUUUUUUUUUCUCCCACAACCUUGUCUUCUUGCUGGUUUCAGUAACAGAUGUUCAUAAUUGGGAAGUUAUAUAACCCCACUCUGAUUCUGUGCUGUCAGUACAUAGUCAAUCCAUAUGAUA